Molecule: messenger RNA, 921 nt
Organism: Linnemannia hyalina
Lineage: Eukaryota; Fungi; Mortierellomycota; Mortierellomycetes; Mortierellales; Mortierellaceae
Source: the annotation of a GenBank genome assembly
AUGAAGGAGCUUUUGCUUUCCAACUUUGUCGCCGCUCAGUCUGCACAGGGCCCAAUUGUGGUCUCGAUUGCUAUUGACCGGAAAGGCUGUGUCAGGAUUCUGAUCAGGACAACUCAGGGAAGCGAAAGGAUCGAGCACCCAUCAUCGACGCACUCGAUCCCCUGGUACAGAAAAUUCUUCCUAGGAGGUUUCCUCUUCAACAACAGCAACAGUCCGUCGUACCAUCUCUCAAUUCUGAGCCAACUCUGUCCUGCAAUCCCCAUCGAGUCAUUGGAACCAUGUCACCAUCGCGACUUGCCGCGCGAACUGGAGAGGAUGGAGGAGCGACAGGUGAUUAGGUCUUACAAGUUCGGUGUCGUCAUGCUCCUGCCAGGGCAGACUCUGGAGUAUCAAGGCCUGACGAAUACGAAAGAAUCAUGCACGCCUGAAUUCUUGGACUUUUUGACCUGGUUGGGAGAACCAGUCCAACUUCAGGGAUGGAAGGGAUACAGGGCAGGAUUGGAUGUCAUCGGGGACACCACAGGAGAGAAGUCCGUUUACACAAACUGGAAUGGAUACCAAAUCAUGUACCAUUGUGCGCCCUUGAUGCCGUUCAAUCCCAAGGACCGACACCAAGUCGAACGUCGCCGAUUCAUCGGGAACGAUAUCGUGGUCAUUGUGUUCAAGGAGGACGACGAUGACGAACAGUUUGACCUCUCUAGCGUUGGAUCGCGACAGAACCUGGCAGUCAAGGACGGGAUCCGCAACUUUUCACCACUCCAUUUUCCUACGGUUUUGCAGCGAGACGACGCAUCAAGGGAUCUCUUCCUACUCAAAUUGAUCUGUGGAGAACGGGCAGCGUACAGGGCCAAGGCGUUUGCAACGCAGCUGUCAAGGACACGAGAGUCGUUACUUCGGGAUGUCAUUGAAACACACCAAUAA